AUGGCCCCGGCCCGCUUAAAGGCGGCGGCGGCCGCGCCGCGGGCAGAGCGAGGAGCCCUCCGUCGCGGCCGCCGCCGGCCCGGAGCCGGCGCGAAGAUGCCCCGGGGCUUCCUGGUGAAGCGCAGCCGGCGGCCCACCCCCGUGUCCUACCGGGCGCGCUGCUGCCGCGAGGCCGCCGCCGGCCCGCCGCUCCCGGCCGGCGCCGCCCCGCCGCCCGCCUGCCCCGCCGCGCCGCCGCCCCCGCCGCGGGACUCGCCGCCGCCGGUGCCGUUCGGGACGCCCGAUGCCGCCGUGCAGGCGCUGUACAGCCCCACGCGGCCCGUCAGCAGGGACAAGUACCUGGAGCGCGGCUUCAGCCUGGGCUCGCCCGUCUCGGCCGAGUCCUUCCCCGCGCCGGCCGUGCCCGGCACCAUGGACCCGAUCCUCUUCGCCCCGGCUGACCUCAAGCUCUGGGCCGCUGCUGGCCACGCCGAGCCGCCCGCCGCCCACCCCGGCCCCGGUGGAGCCCCCGCGCCGCCCGCCCCGGCCGCGCCGCCAGCCUCGGGCCGCCCGCUGCCCGCCAAGCGCCCGCCGGGCGCGUCCGAAGCCGGGCGGCAGAAGGCUCCGUCCAGCAAGAAGACGAAGGCGAUCCGCAAGCUGACCUUCGAGGACGAAGUGACCACCUCUCCCGUGCUGGGGCUGCGCAUCAAGGAGGGUCCGGUGGAGGCGCCGGCCAAGGCACGGGGCGGCUGCGCCCGUCCGCUGGGCGAGUUCAUCUGCCAGCUCUGCAAGGAGGAGUACGGGGACCCCUUCGCGCUGGCGCAGCAUCGCUGCUCCCGUAUCGUCCGGGUGGAGUACCGCUGCCCCGAGUGCGACAAGGUCUUCUCCUGCCCCGCCAACCUCGCCUCCCACCGGCGCUGGCACAAACCGCGUCCGCCCACGACCAAGAGCGGCCCCGAGGCGGGCCGGGCACCGGCCGCGGGCCCGGGCUCGGCCCCGGCGGAGGAGACGCCGAAGGAGGCGAGCGGCGGCAGCGGCAGCGAGCGGGACACGCCGAGCCCUGGCGGAGCCUCGGAGGCGGGCUCCGAGGAGGGGCUCUUCGAGUGUCCCCGCUGCGCCAAGCGGUUCCGCCGGCAAGCCUACCUGCGCAAGCACCUGCUGGGGCACGCCGCACCGGCACCGGCACCGGCCCCGGCACCCGCCCCGGCCCCGGAACCCAGCGCCGAGGAGCUGCCUGCCGCCGAGUGCCGCCUCUGCCCCGUCUGUGGGGAGACCUUCCCCAGCAAGAGCAGCCAGGAGCGGCACCUGCGCCUCCUGCACGCCGCCCAGGUCUUCCCCUGCAAGUACUGCCCGGCCACCUUCUACAGCUCUCCCGGCCUCACCCGGCACAUCAACAAGUGCCACCCCUCGGAGAACCGGCAGGUCAUCCUGCUCCAGGUGCCGCUGCGCCCCGCCUGCUGAGCCGCCCGUGCCUUCCCCGCCGCCCCGCGCCGCUCCCCCGGGGCAGCCACACGAUUAGCUUUAAUACGGCUUGUGACCUGCUGGAAUCUGGCUUUACACUUACCUUCCCGGGGUCUCUCUCUUCUUUUU
This is a messenger RNA of Poecile atricapillus (Black-capped chickadee), 1569 nucleotides long. RefSeq names its product INSM transcriptional repressor 1 (gene INSM1). Gene Ontology annotation, cellular component: transcription repressor complex; nucleus. The record is from RefSeq and is a predicted model, not a curated record. The transcript has a single exon. Gene Ontology annotation, biological process: negative regulation of transcription by RNA polymerase II; regulation of cell cycle process; neuron differentiation. Gene Ontology annotation, molecular function: RNA polymerase II cis-regulatory region sequence-specific DNA binding; DNA-binding transcription repressor activity, RNA polymerase II-specific. NCBI's taxonomy places the organism in Eukaryota, Metazoa, Chordata, Aves, Passeriformes, Paridae. The coding region runs from base 1 to 1440 and encodes 479 amino acids.